This is a messenger RNA of Terrapene triunguis (Three-toed box turtle), 2711 nucleotides long. RefSeq names its product solute carrier family 41 member 2 (gene SLC41A2). The transcript has 10 exons. NCBI's taxonomy places the organism in Eukaryota, Metazoa, Chordata, Testudines, Emydidae. The record is from RefSeq and is a predicted model, not a curated record. Gene Ontology annotation, molecular function: monoatomic cation transmembrane transporter activity. The coding region runs from base 253 to 1872 and encodes 539 amino acids. Gene Ontology annotation, biological process: monoatomic cation transport. Gene Ontology annotation, cellular component: plasma membrane.
CGGGCAGCGAUCGGCCAUGGCGAGGGGCUGCGGGCUGCCGGCGCCACCAUCGCCCAGAUCCAAACUCAGUUGUGGAUUUGCUCAAGAUCUAAGAUCCAUGAAAAGAACAUUUUCUACAUAACAGAGUGACCAUUUUGAUUUAUUUGAUUUUAAAAUCAAUGAUUAUGUGGCUGUUGUUGACUCAUCUGCUGUGUUUCUUCACUGAAGUUUAAAGAACAGAGUGAUCUUCCCCGUAAUAUUUUCGUAAACACUAUGACUAACUGUAAAGGAAGAUCUACCACUGCCAAAAUAAAUGGUAAUGGUAAAGCUUAUGAUGGAGAAAGUUUUGUAAAUUGGACUAUAAAUCUAAAUACAAUUCAGUCUGACAAGUUUCUCAACCUGCUGUUGAGUAUGGUUCCAAUUGUUUACCACAAAAAGCAGGAAGAACGACAUAAAAAAGUGAAUGGUGUGUGGCAAGAUGGAUUACAACACACAGGACACAAUUUUAAUGUUAGAUCGGAUCAACACACGGAGUACCAUCACUUCUCAGAACCAGCUUUUCAUGGUAGUAAUGGACACAGUCCAUCUAGCUGUAGUCCAAAGUAUGAUGACUUUGCCAGUUAUAAUUAUUGUGAUGGGAUGGACACGUCAGAAACAGAUGCCAUAUUGCAGGAUGACAACUUGUCUAGUGAUGGUGAUGAAGAUGCCAUUGUGGAAAGGAGCAGAAAGCAGCCAAAGGAGUCCAGCAGUAUUAUGGCAUUACAGAUUCUUGUACCAUUUUUGUUAGCAGGAUUUGGAACUGUUUCUGCUGGUAUGGUUUUGGAUAUUGUGCAGGUAAAUGUUGGGAAAAUGGAUUCUCCCAUUGAGAAGUGGAACCUAAUAAUUGGCAAUUUGGCCUUAAAACAGGUCCAGGCAACGGUAGUUGGUUUUCUAGCAGCAGUGGCAGCAGUCACACUGGGCUGGAUUCCAGAAGGCAAAUAUCGCCUUGAUCAUUCAAUCCUUUUGUGUUCUAGCAGUGUAGCAACUGCCUUCAUAGCAUCUCUUCUACAGGGGAUAAUAAUGGUUGGAGUUAUUGUUGGAUCAAAGAAGACUGGCAUAAAUCCUGACAAUGUUGCCACACCUAUUGCAGCGAGUUUUGGAGACCUUAUCACUCUUGCUAUACUAGCUUGGAUAAGUCAGGGUCUUUAUAAUUGCCUUGAGACAUAUUACUAUAUAUCUCCUUUAGUUGGUGCCUUUUUCUUGGCUCUGACUCCUAUGUGGAUUGUAAUAGCUGCCAAACAUCCAGCUACAAGAACUGUUCUCUAUUCAGGGUGGGAGCCUGUUAUAACUGCUAUGCUUAUAAGCAGCAUUGGUGGCCUUAUUCUGGACACAACUGUUUCUGAUCCUAAUUUGGUUGGGAUUGUUGUUUAUACUCCAGUAAUCAAUGGUAUUGGUGGUAAUUUAGUGGCAAUUCAAGCUAGCAGAAUUUCUACCUAUCUCCAUUUACAUAGCAUUCCUGGAGAGUUGCCAGAAGAAGCAAAGGGUUGCUAUUACCCAUGCAGAACCUAUUAUGGUACAGGAGUAAAUAACAAAUCAGCCCAAGUUCUUCUCCUUUUGGUGAUUCCUGGGCAUUUAAUUUUCUUGUACACCAUCCAUUUAAUGAAAAGUGGUCAUACCUCUUUGACUCCAAUUUUUAUAGCAGUAUAUUUGUUUGCAGCCCUGCUACAGGUGUUUACUUUGUUAUGGAUUGCUGACUGGAUGGUGCACCACUUCUGGAAAAAAGGAAAAGAUCCUGACAGUUUUUCUAUCCCUUACCUUACUGCGUUGGGAGAUCUGCUUGGAACUGCCUUAUUAGCUAUGAGUUUUCACUUUCUGUGGCUCAUUGGUGAUAGAGAUGGGGAUGUUGGAGACUAAUCAUUCAGAUGGACAUAUUGUUCCCAGUAGAUUCAGAAGAAAAAUAGGAGACAACUGCUUACCAUUCCAGUUGAAGGAUUUCAAAACAAUUGUUCAAUUUAGUAGGGGUAAUUAAGGUGGCACAGAUAUUAAAUGGCCUUAAUGUUUUUUAAUGAAAGGUGGAACAGGAAGGAUUUUAUCUGACUUCUACCCUGAAAGUGAGGACUGUUGCCACUUGAAAACAUCUGACCAGAUACAAUGAAAUGUAGGCUGAUUGUUUGACAAGUGUUUUGUAUUAGGAAAAAAAUGGAGCUUUUAAAAAAGGAAAAUCAUGGGAUAUCAUAUAAACCAGAGCUUUCUUUAAUUGACAAUAAAUGAACAGUGAAGAAGGGAGAUGAAAACAGAUCAGUGGCUUAUCUUGUCUUUUUUAGCCCUCACAAAUUGGGUAUAUGUUUCAAAUCACAAUGCACAAAGGGUUCAUUGAAUCAAAAUAAUUUCCUUCUCACAGACACAACUACUUAAUUGAUUAUGUGUCUUUGCCAUUUUUAGGAUUUCUCUAGUUGCCACAAGCUGUACAUCAAGAAUAAUAAUUAUUGUAAUGAUUUGGGCCCUAAUCCUUCAAACAUUUUGACACAUGCUUAACUUUACGCACAUCAGAGGAACUACUUGCAUGUACUGUUACGCUCUUCGAGAAGUAUUUGCAUGAUUGGGCACUACCACAGUGUAGCAAGAGAACUGCAACCUACUUCUUUUGCCCUUGGUAUCUAUCUAAAUCAAUGAUGUAAGCUAGGGGUUCUCAAACUUCAUUGCACCAUGACCCUCUUCUGACAACAAAAAUUACAACACGACCCCAGGAGGGG